CCUCACUCGCAUCAAACGCGUUUACCCACCAUCCAGACACCCAUCAUGUCCAAACGACCAGCCGACGAACCGCUCGGAACUCUUGAGGAACAACAGGAGCAACCGCUUACUCCCAAGCGAGCCCGCGUUGAUGACACCGACGACGAGAGCUAUCCACCACCUCCACCACCUCCACCGCCGGCGGAGGAGCACGAGGAUACGGACGAGGAGGGGGAGGAUAGCGCGUAUGCUGCUUUCGUGGAGGAUUCACACCAGGGGCCUGCGGAGGGAUUCUCAGAUCUGUAUCUCGACACGAUUGAUAGGAAACUGCUAGAUUUCGAUUUUGAGAAACUCUGCUCGGUAUCGCUCUCGAACAUUAAUGUCUACGCGUGUCUCGUCUGCGGCAAAUACUUCCAGGGCCGCGGCCGCAGCAGCUACGCAUACACUCACUCGCUCGACCAGGACCACCACGUUUUCAUAAACAUGGCCAGUCUCAGAGUGUAUGUCCUACCCGAGAGCUACGAGGUGAUGAACAAGACGCUAGACGACAUCAAGUAUGUAGUUAAUCCUACGUACUCGAGGGACGAUGUAAAGAAGUUGGAUACAGAGGUGGCGACGAAGUGGGAUCUGGGGAAGAAGAAAUAUAUACCCGGUUUUGUCGGUCUCAAUAAUAUCAAGCAGAACGACUACCUUAAUGUUGUCGCACAUGCGCUGGCUCAUGUUCCACCACUACGGAAUUUCCUCAUGCUUGAGGAUCUCACUUUCAAGCCUGAGCUCGCACAACGUUUCUCCACUCUCGUCCGCAAGAUCUGGAAUCCCCGCGCCUUCAAAUCUCAUGUCUCGCCGCACGAACUGCUACAAGAGAUCUCCCUGCGCUCAUCCAAGAAGUUCACGCUUCUCUCUCAAUCCGACCCAGUCGACUUCCUCCACUGGUUCCUCAACAACCUCCACCUCUCACUCGGCGGAUCCAAGACGAGGCCCGGGUCCUCCAUCAUCCAAAAGGUGUUUCAAGGCAAGCUGAAGAUGGAAUCGCAAGCGAUCACCGCCAAGGCCGAUGCCUCUGACCGCCUCCGCUUCGAAGAAGCCGGCGAGAUCAAAACGGACAUUGCGCGCUUCCUAAUGCUAACGCUCGACCUCCCACCGAAACCCAUCUUCAAGGACGAGCAAGACAAAAACAUCAUCCCACAAGUACCGCUCACCACGAUCUUGAGCAAAUACGACGGGCUACACUCGCAGGAGCUGCUCGGACAGCGACGACGAUACAGACUACUCCACCCAAUGCCUCCGUACCUGAUUUUCCACGUCAAGCGCUUCGCAAAGAACAAGUUUGUCGAGGAGCGGAAUCCUACGAUUGUGACGUUCUCGCCCCGCGCACUAGAUAUGAGUCCGUACAUCGAGCCGUCGGAGGGACAUCCCGGUGGUGAGCCGGUGCUGUAUGAUCUGAUCGCGAAUAUCACACAUGAGACGGUCGUCGAGGCGGGGAAGAAGGAGGGCGAGCUGAGGAGUGUCUUCAAGGUGCAGCUGCUCGAGAAGGCGAGAGGCGAGUGGAUGCAGAUUCAGGACUUGUUUGUUGAGGAAGUCGCUCGGGAGCUGUUGUUUACCAGCGAAAGCUAUGUGCAGAUCUGGGAGAGGAGGCGGGUGGUCGGGAAGGGGAAAGGGAAAGGGAAAGCGUAGAUGUGGUCGAUAGAUUACAUAAUUUAUUCUACAUACCUACAUAGACAGGAAUUUACAGUCCCAGCACUGCGGCUUAGCGGCGAUAUCCGAGUGACGAAUUGGUCAUCUUUCUA
Molecule: messenger RNA, 1766 nt
Organism: Tricharina praecox
Lineage: Eukaryota; Fungi; Ascomycota; Pezizomycetes; Pezizales; Pyronemataceae
Exons: 5
Coding region: 46-1653 (535 amino acids)
Biological process (GO): spliceosomal complex assembly; mRNA processing; protein deubiquitination
Molecular function (GO): cysteine-type deubiquitinase activity; zinc ion binding
Source: RefSeq, a predicted model, not a curated record